This is a messenger RNA of Tetrahymena thermophila SB210, 894 nucleotides long. Its product is annotated as HemK methyltransferase family protein. The transcript is spliced from 5 exons. Gene Ontology annotation, biological process: protein methylation. Gene Ontology annotation, cellular component: mitochondrion. The record is from RefSeq and is a predicted model, not a curated record. Gene Ontology annotation, molecular function: nucleic acid binding; protein methyltransferase activity. NCBI's taxonomy places the organism in Eukaryota, Ciliophora, Oligohymenophorea, Hymenostomatida, Tetrahymenidae.
AUGAAGAUUUACAGAAUUUACACUAAUUUAGUUCGUUUAUUUUAAUACCAUCGAGUUGAUGAGCCUCAUUAUUCAGCUAUAAAUAUUUUAUAAAAAUCUUUAAAUAUUCCAUAUUCUUAAGUUGAUACUAAACAGACUAUGUUUUCAAAUUGUUCAUCUUAUUAUUACUUGAAAUAGAUUUAAAAGAUGUACUUCAAAAGAAGGGCUAUGAUGCCAAUCCAAUAUGUUAUUGGAGAAUGGGAAUUUAGAGACUUAUUGUUAAAAAUGAAACCACCUGUAUUAAUACCAAGGAAUGAGACAAGUUAUCUUGUUGAGUUAGUAAAUAAAUUGUCAAAAUAGAAGUAAAAAUGCUAAUUUCUAGAAAUUGGUAUAGGUACAGGAGCAAUAAGUCUAUCUCUAUUAAAAGAAAAUAGUUAAUUUACAGGAAUUGCUAUUGAUAAGCAGAAGUUUUGCAUUGAAUUAGCAAAAUAAAAUCUCAAUCUAAAUAAAAUAGAUCCAUAGAGACUUUAGCUUAUUCAUCUAGAAUGUUUAAAAUUUUUCUAAAACAAUCUAAAUUAAAAUCCUGAUUAAUAAUUUGACUUUAUUGUAAGUAAUCCUCCUUAUAUUCCAACUAGUUAGGUUUAAAAUUUAGACAAGCAAGUGAGAAAAUUUGAAGAUAAAGUUGCACUUGAUGGUGGAAGUGAUGGAUUAGAUAUAGUAAAGUAAAUAUUAGACUAUGGGUACUAGAUCUUAAAAUAGGGAGGAUAUAUAGCUUUAGAAGUAGAUGUUACUCACAAUUUACUAUUACAGUAAUACUUUGAAAAGAAUACAUAUGGAUGGAAAGAUAAAUAUAAAAAAGCAUAGUUUUUCAAAGAUUAGUAUGAAAGAGACAGAUUUUGUGUAUUCUUUAAAUGA